UCCAUAUUCCAUGUACGCGAACGCGACUUUUCAGAAGUAGAAGAGCAACGCUUCGUCGGUCAGUUCAUCGAGCUCUUCUUUACCCUCGCCAACAACAACACAACGUCCAGAUUUCUCAAACGCCGUUUCAGGAGUCAUCCAAUGGCUUCAAUGGUAGCCACGGACUGUUCUCCCUCCUCCGCCGCUGCCCGCCUCCUCCCUGUUCGCCUCAGGACUGACGCUUUUUCCCUCCGCCGCUUGCUCCAUUUGGGCCCCACAUGCUCUACCACCUCGCCUCGAUAUUUCGUUCUUCGCUCUUCUCCUUUUUCAACGUCUCCUGUGGUUCCCACCGCUGCCAUGGCUACUGAGGCUUCAGCUGAGGUGAUUGAUGGGAAAGCGGUGGCAAAGAAAAUCAGAGAUGAAAUAACAGCUGAAGUUUCCAGGAUGAAAGAAGCCAUUGGUGUCAUUCCAGGUUUAGCUGUAAUCCUUGUUGGAGAUAGAAAGGACUCUGCAACUUAUGUGCGGAAUAAGAAGAAGGCUUGUGAAUCUGUGGGAAUAAAUUCUUUUGAAGUUCAUUUGCCUGAGGAUUCUACAGAACAAGAAGUGCUAAAACAUAUUUCAGACUUCAAUGAUGACCCAUCAGUUCAUGGAAUACUUGUUCAGUUGCCUUUACCUUCAUGCAUGAAUGAGCAGAAUGUCUUGAAUGCUGUUAGGAUUGAGAAGGAUGUGGAUGGUUUUCACCCAUUAAAUAUUGGUCGCCUUGCCAUGCGUGGUAGAGAACCCCUAUUUGUUCCAUGUACGCCCAAGGGAUGCAUAGAGCUAUUGCACAGAUACGGUGUCUCUAUGAAAGGAAAGAGGGCUGCUGUGAUUGGUCGGAGCAAUAUUGUAGGAAUGCCCGCUGCUCUCUUGCUGCAAAGGGAAGAUGCAACUGUCAGUGUUGUCCAUUCCAGAACCAAUAUUCCUGAGGAGAUCACAAGACAGGCAGAUAUAAUAAUCUCUGCUGUUGGACAACCAAACAUGGUCAGAGGAAGCUGGAUUAAACCGGGCGCAGUCAUUAUUGACGUUGGAAUCAACCCAGUAGAGGAUCCAAAUAGCCCUCGAGGUUAUAGGUUGGUUGGAGAUGUUUGCUAUGAAGAAGCCUGCAAAGUUGCCUCGGCUAUUACCCCAGUUCCUGGAGGAGUUGGUCCUAUGACCAUAGCUAUGCUUCUCCAAAAUACCCUCAUCUCUGUUAAAAGGAUUCAUAAUUUUCAAUAAUUUAUAUGUUCGAUCAUAUCA
Messenger RNA from Prosopis cineraria, 1254 nucleotides. RefSeq names its product bifunctional protein FolD 4, chloroplastic. The record is from RefSeq and is a predicted model, not a curated record. Gene Ontology annotation, cellular component: cytosol. Gene Ontology annotation, biological process: tetrahydrofolate interconversion. The transcript is spliced from 5 exons. Bases 142 to 1233 code for a protein of 363 amino acids. Gene Ontology annotation, molecular function: methylenetetrahydrofolate dehydrogenase (NADP+) activity; methenyltetrahydrofolate cyclohydrolase activity. NCBI's taxonomy places the organism in Eukaryota, Viridiplantae, Streptophyta, Magnoliopsida, Fabales, Fabaceae.